UCUUCAGUUUAAACGGAAGUGAACAGUGACCAAGAACAAUUUCCACGUUAGCGUUAAUGAACAACAUGGGACGAACAAAUAUGACAAAUUUAGCUGCACAGCAUCACAUGUAGUCUUUAAUUCGCGUUGGAGACAGGACUUGGUUGAUGGAUGUUAUUUAGGUGACGCUGAACUAACAAUGGCUAACUGUAUGGUUUCUCACACUCAAAUAGCCUCCAUCAUGGAAGUGCUAGCAAAUUCAGCCGUGGCAGAGAUCUGUAAACUCGUAGACGACGACUAUGCAGUGUUUCGUUUGGAAAUUUCUCAAAGCCAGAAAGAAAACAGGGGAUUGCGUAGGAAACUACAGCUACUUGAACUGAAGGUGGCACGGGAGCGCGCAGACAGGACAAUGCGAGAUCGCAUCCACGCUAGUCGUCCCAGUAAUGUCAAGAUCCUAGACCGAUACAGAGGAAUGGAAAAAGGUGAAGGAGAUCUCACUGGAGGCCACAGGAGCUUUGUGAAGACAGCAGGACACAAUACAUGGAGAGAUGACCAACCAAUCACUGUUGAUGAGGGGAGCGGAACCUCGACCCAGCACGUUAUCGUGAUAGAGUCUGCAGAUGCAGAGGCUGCAGGUCCUGGGGUCAAGCAGGAGAUGUCUGAAGGAGAGGAGGACCCACGUCACAGCAGAAACAUCCAGGUGGAAGCAGCAACUGAAGUGGCGCCCCCUGUAGCCACGGAGGACCCCACCACCGCUCCAGCGCAGCCCAGGAUCAGACACAGCAUCACGGAGGUCAGUGGAACGCAGAACGCCGCCCUCAAGUCAGAGACAGACACCGAGACUUUAGCGGGGCUGGAAUCACUGAGCUGUGCUCCUGCUCUCCGCUCAGAGUAUAUACUUUAUGGUAACCCAAGCCCGAGGACUGUUCUGUCCCAUCAGGACUCAGGUGACGUGUCACAGACUGGCAAUGAUCCGUCCUGUUCAUACGCUACAGAGAUGUUACCUGGUGACAUGCCUUUGGGCUUAGAUACACCGACUAAUCCAAUGAGAGGUGACUGGCACAGGUACAGUAGUAGUGUAAACUCUGAAGGGUGCCUAGAUAAGAAAGGGGGGGGUCUGGUCGUAGAUGAAGUGACUGUGAAAGUGGAGAGCGAUGUUUCUCUGUCAUGGAAUGCAGAUGAAACUCACUUAGGAGAAGGACACUCGCAGGGCAACACCAGUGACUUCUUUGACUACAGGGAAAGCUUAGAGACAAAUCUAAAUGUCGCAACCCACUCCCCUUUACACGCAUUCAGAGAACGCGACCCAGUGUCCACGUCGAUAGAGCCUUCCGAUUCACACGUCCGUGUCCUUUUUGAUCAGCUAUUGAACUCAAAUGACAGGGCUAAAGCCCAGGCUCGCGGAGGGGGAGCAACAUCAGGCAAUAGUAAAGAGAAACGGUUCCUCUGCAUGUUCUGUCACAAAGGCUUCAGCUGCCUCCAGAAUGUGGAGAUCCACCAGAGGGUUCACACAGGGGAGAAACCCUUCAGCUGUACCCAGUGUGAGAAGAGGUUCUCCCACCAGCACCACCUGAAAAGGCAUCAGAGAGUCCACACAGGGGAGAAACCCUACAGCUGCCCACAGUGUGAGAAGAGGUUCUCUCGCCAGGACCAGCUGAAGAUGCACCUGAAGGUCCACACUGGAGAGAAGCCAUUCGGCUGUAUGCAUUGCGGGAAGAGUUUUUCAGAGAGGAGAUGCCUCAGGAUACACCAGCAGAAAAACCAUCCCACUCUGUAAUAUAGAAAGUAACCAUUCCACUCAAUAGCUUCUGAUGUUUAGAUCAAUUGCAUUAAAGACAAAGAUUCAUUUUUGUUGUUGUCAGCUGAAAAGACCCAUAGAUGCAUGGAAUAACAAGAGUUUCGGUGUUGAAACAGAUUUCAGUGUGGAAAUUUCCUGGGUAGAACAUUGCAUCAACACGUGUGAUAUAUAAGGCAUAUAUACGCCUAAUGAGUGUCUUACAUAUUGUGUUUGUACUGUGUAGGCUAUAUGAUGUUCACAAAUGCCUAUUCCAUUACUUCCAUUGAACUACUUUAUUUUUAAAAUUAAUACAGUUUAUCAAGUUCACAAUGAUUUUUGUUGUUGUUGAGACGUGUAUGUGAGGUUUUCAUAUGGUGUGAUUAACACUUAUGUUUA
Messenger RNA from Oncorhynchus gorbuscha (pink salmon), 2152 nucleotides. RefSeq names its product zinc finger protein 329-like. Bases 179 to 1756 code for a protein of 525 amino acids. Gene Ontology annotation, molecular function: DNA-binding transcription factor activity, RNA polymerase II-specific; RNA polymerase II cis-regulatory region sequence-specific DNA binding. The record is from RefSeq and is a predicted model, not a curated record. Gene Ontology annotation, biological process: regulation of transcription by RNA polymerase II. The transcript is spliced from 3 exons. NCBI's taxonomy places the organism in Eukaryota, Metazoa, Chordata, Actinopteri, Salmoniformes, Salmonidae.